Molecule: messenger RNA, 347 nt
Organism: Meloidogyne enterolobii
Lineage: Eukaryota; Metazoa; Nematoda; Chromadorea; Rhabditida; Meloidogynidae
Source: the annotation of a GenBank genome assembly
UUGAAAAUUUUUUGUUUCAUAAAUUCUUAAUUACAUAUUUCUAUAAAUUAUUAUUAUUUCUGUUGGUUAAAAUGAGCGCUUCUCCUCCACCUGAUGACGGUACUUACGACUACAUUCAAUCUGUAAUCAAGAAGGAAAAGGAAACAACUGCUGAGAAUCUUAGAUUACGAAAGAAGAUCGUCAACGCAAUUGUUGUUCUUAUCGGGUCCGACGAGAAUUUGCUCUGCGAAGUUCAGAAGAUGAAGACUAAGCCAAGUGAAGAGCCUAAGGAUGUCGUAAAGAAGAAGAAGGCUAAAAGUGAAUCUCCAAAGAAGCGAGACAAGAAUGAUAGUAAAGAGGCAAUAUAA